AUGAGUGACGAAGUCCCCGAAGAAAUGAGAAUCGACCCCACCAGAGCUCAAGCUCUCAUCUCCCAACUCAGUGCCGUCAAGGAGCGCGUCGCAGCAGCCGCCAACGGCCGAAAUUCAGACAAAUUAAAUAUAUGGCAAACUAAAAGCAUCAAGGUCCGCCUCGUCGCCGUCUCAAAGCUAAAGCCGGCCGUCGACGUCCUCGCCCUUCACCAAGCUCCCGCCUCCCACACCCAUUUCGGCGAAAACUACGCCCAGGAACUCGCCCAAAAGGCAGAGCUUCUCCCUCGCUCCAUCCACUGGCACUUCAUCGGCGGCCUGCAGUCCGGCCACUGCAAGAACCUCGCCAAGAUCCCCAACCUCUUCUGCGUCUCCAGCGUCGACUCCCUCAAGAAGGCCCAGCUGCUCAACAACGCCCGGGUCGCUAAUCCUGCUCUCGAGAAGCUCAAUGUCCAUGUACAGGUCAACACCUCGGGCGAGGAGGCCAAGUCUGGCUGUGCUCCGGGGGAGGAGACCGUUGGUCUGUGUCGUGAAAUCGUCCAGAAUUGCGCUGGGCUCAACUUGCUCGGCCUCAUGACUAUUGGCGCUAUCGCUCGCAGUCGUGCCACUACUGCAGAGAAUGAAAACGAGGAUUUUGAGGCUCUAGUAGCUCAGAGAGAUUUGGUGGCCAGCGAACUCGGUCUGAGUCCCGAUACGCUGGAGCUGAGCAUGGGCAUGAGCGAGGAUUUCGAGGGAGCCAUUGCUCAGGGGAGCAGUGAAGUGAGAGUGGGCACCACCAUCUUCGGACAGAGGCCUCCUCGGACAAAAGCGUAA
Molecule: messenger RNA, 810 nt
Organism: Trichoderma breve
Lineage: Eukaryota; Fungi; Ascomycota; Sordariomycetes; Hypocreales; Hypocreaceae
Exons: 2
Coding region: 1-810 (269 amino acids)
Cellular component (GO): intracellular anatomical structure
Molecular function (GO): pyridoxal phosphate binding
Source: RefSeq, a predicted model, not a curated record